Monopterus albus (swamp eel) is the source of this 1761-nucleotide messenger RNA. RefSeq names its product 3-oxoacyl-ACP synthase, mitochondrial (gene oxsm). Bases 315 to 1709 code for a protein of 464 amino acids. The transcript is spliced from 2 exons. Gene Ontology annotation, biological process: fatty acid biosynthetic process. Gene Ontology annotation, molecular function: 3-oxoacyl-[acyl-carrier-protein] synthase activity. The record is from RefSeq and is a predicted model, not a curated record. Gene Ontology annotation, cellular component: mitochondrion. Lineage: Eukaryota; Metazoa; Chordata; Actinopteri; Synbranchiformes; Synbranchidae.
CUUGUCUCUUUUCAUCUAAUUAGAUAUUACACAUAAAAUUUAAUAUAUACAAGCUGAAUGAGAUGGCAUUGACACAAAGUCACAGGCAAAUUUAAGGAUGGACUCGUUGCGUCAUUGUACGGAUAAUUGUUUACAUCCAUAUUGUAUUUUCACUACUAGUUAACUUAUAAUUAAUUCUCUGUCGAGUAAGGGACAAGCUUAUGUUCGUCUGGGUCCAGAGGAUAUUUUAGCUUUCUUUAAUUGUUUUCCCCCUGACACUGAGAAGGCAUUAAGCAAAGCUACAACUAGCUAUCGAACUCGACAAAGAUAACAGCAUGUCUGCUUUAUCGCUAUCAGGUUGGACUAAACUUCAGCUGAGACCACAGAACAUAAGGGCACUUUUACAAAACAGUGCCUGUGUUUGUCCAAACCAAGACAUUAGGCGUCGCAGCUCUGGACAGCAGAAACGGAGAGUUGUUAUUACUGGCAUAGGGCUGGUGUGUCCUCUGGGUACAGGGACUGUUCUGCCCUGGGAGCGCCUGAUCCAAGGCCACAGUGGGAUUGUUGCUCUUGACUCAGAGGAGUACAAAACUGUGCCCUGUAAGGUAGCCGCUAUGGUGCCCAGAGGGACUGAAGAGGGCCAGUUUAUGGAGGAGAGUUUUGUCUCUCGUGGGGAGAUCAACAGCAUGUCACCGGCAACUGUGAUGGCCUUGGGAGCUGCUCAGCUUGCUCUGGAGGACUCAGGGUGGUACCCCAGAACCCCAGAGGAACAGUACAAUACAGGGGUGGCUGUUGGAAUGGGCAUGGUGUCACUUGAUGAGAUUGCUCGCACCUCCGCUGCCUUCCAGGAAAAGGGCUACAACAAAGUGAGUCCCUUCUUUGUGCCCCGCAUCCUAGUGAACAUGGCAGCUGGGCACAUAAGUAUCAAGCACAAAUUAAAGGGUCCCAACCAUGCUGUGUCCACGGCAUGCACUACAGGUGCACAUGCAGUAGGUGAUGCCACCAGGUUCAUUGCCCAUGGUGAUGCAGUUGCUAUGGUUGCAGGGGGGACAGAAUCCUGUGUUGGGCCCCUGUCGAUAGCUGGUUUUGCAAGGGCACGCGCCCUCGCCACCAAAUGGAAUGAAGCCCCUGUACUCGCAUCAAGACCCUUUCACCCAGAGAGAGAGGGCUUUGUGAUGGGUGAAGGAGCUGCUGUGCUCCUGCUGGAGGAGCUGGACCAUGCUUUGAAGAGAGGAGCCAGAAUCUAUGCAGAGGUCCUGGGUUAUGGACUCUCAGGGGACGCCAGCCACAUCACUGCACCCACUGCAGACGGAGAUGGGGCAUUCAGGUGUAUGUCUGCAGCCCUCAGAGAUGCUGGCCUCUUACCGGCAGAUGUCACAUAUGUAAAUGCCCAUGCCACAUCCACACCAUUGGGUGAUGCAGCUGAAAAUGUAGCCAUCAAAAGGCUCUUUCAACAAAGCACUGACAGCCUGGCUGUCUCCUCCACUAAGGGAGCCACAGGACAUCUCCUUGGGGCUGCAGGGGCCAUGGAGGCAGCAUUCACCGCUCUGGCAUGCUACCAUGGGGUCCUGCCCCCAACUCUCAACCUGGACUGCACUGAGCCACAGUUUGACCUGAAUUAUGUUCCCUGCACAGCGCAGCCAUGGCGGACUCAGGGCCGACGGGUUGCCCUCACAAACUCAUUUGGAUUUGGGGGCACCAACGCUUCGCUGUGUCUCGCCAGCAUCUGACAACUCACUGAUAUUAAUUCUUGAAUUUUUAUUAAAAAUCUUUAAAAAGUCA